CACGCUGACAUUAUCAUUUGACACAAAUGAGAAGUUAAGUUGCCUCGUUCCGCGUAUUUCACCUAAAAUUACUGAGAAGCUAGUCAGAUUCUGGGUCUAAAGCAACUGAAAGGCUAUGAAGUUACGUCUGUGUGAUAAUAUGUUGUUGGUUCUGAUUCUGAGUAUUGUUCAGAUGAAUUGGGUUUCCUCUCAGGAUCACCAAUGGCCUCUUCACACAGUGUGCAACUCAGACAGACUCACGGUGACCUACAGAAGCUGCGACCCUUUACAGGAUGUAGGUUUCACUUUCCUGCCUUGCCCUAACAGAUUGACCGAUCCUAUAAAAAUCAGAUUGGCCCUUAUUCUGAGGCAGUCCAUCGAUGAGCUUUAUUCAUCAGUUGAGCUGCUGCUAAAAGACACCCAUGUAUUGAGUCGGGAUGAACCCCUCUGUCUUCCUCAUUUCCCACGGUUCACUUUUUGUGGAAGCAGGAGAGGAGAGCUCGUCACCAUAGGAUCAUCGUUUAAGUCAAAAGUAGACCUUCCUCUAAAGGGUGAUUUUCAUCUUAACCUACAUGCAAUAAACCAAGACGGCUUCCAGAUUGCCUGCGUUAAUGCAACUAUUUACAUCCAGCAAAACUAG
Molecule: messenger RNA, 619 nt
Organism: Rhinichthys klamathensis goyatoka
Lineage: Eukaryota; Metazoa; Chordata; Actinopteri; Cypriniformes; Leuciscidae
Product: lymphocyte antigen 86-like
Exons: 5
Coding region: 116-619 (167 amino acids)
Biological process (GO): innate immune response; positive regulation of lipopolysaccharide-mediated signaling pathway
Source: RefSeq, a predicted model, not a curated record